AAGUAGCCUAACAAAUUGAGUUUCCCAUUUCUUAUUCUUCACAACGGGUUUUCGAGGAUAAUUAUAAAUAUGGUGCAAACACAUUUCUAAAAAGAUUGUAAUUAAUUUUGAAUACGACGAGGCAUACAUUUAAAAAGGAAGAGUAGCUGCUGCUUCUGCAAAAGCUAUUGGGGAUCCAAAUAAACAAAUACUCCCUCUGAUAGUGAACUACAGAAUGGAGCAGCAGUAUGACGCCCAUGUGAUCACUUCCUGGCUCAGUCUGAGCCCCAUCUGAGUUUCACAAGGCUGAAUCUUCAAACAGUGGCGGGGAAGGACUUGAGAGGAGAGGGCCAGACAGGACAGCAGAUACCAUAACAGAAAGGAGACUGUCAUGCCUUAUAUGUUAAGUGAGGAGAAUGCCUUAGCCUUUGGACUGCUUCUCUGACCACCAACUGUGUGGGACUUCUAAGAGGCUUUAAAGUGAAGUGGUCUCUGUGUGGAGAGCUCAGCCAUAGUGCCAGGCAGUGAGAAACACCCUAUAGAGUAAGCAAACUGCUGCCAGGCUGCAGCUAUGGACCUUGAGGAGAGUGGUCCUCCCUCCUCCUCAGUGACUUCGCUGCUCUUCUCACCAUGCUGAACAAUGCUGCAUCUGUCAUCUACAUUGUGCUGGAGCUGCUGAUAGCUGUACUGUCUGUGUUGGGCAAUGUGCUGGUCUGCUGGGCCGUCUGUCUCAACAGCAACCUGCAGAGCAUCACCAACUUCUUUGUGGUGUCCCUGGCGGUGGCAGACAUUGCUGUGGGAGUGCUGGGUAUCCCCUUUGCCAUCGUCAUCAGCACAGGCUUCUGCUCCAACUUCUAUGGUUGCCUCUUCAUUGCUUGCUUUGUGCUGGUGCUCACCCAGAGCUCCAUCUUCAGCCUGCUGGCCAUUGCCAUAGACCGCUACAUCGCUAUCAAGAUGCCCCUCAGGUACAAUAGCCUGGUGACAGGCCAGCGUGCCAAGGGGAUAAUUGCUGUCUGCUGGGUGCUGUCCAUCAUCAUCGGCCUGACCCCGAUGCUGGGCUGGAAUAAGUCCACUGAGCGCCCCAACAGCACCUGUCCCCCAGGCCUGAUGGAGUGCCUGUUUGAGGAUGUGGUGGUCAUGGACUAUAUGGUCUACUUUAACUUCUUCGCCUGUGUGCUGAUGCCUCUGCUGCUCAUGCUGGUCAUCUACCUGCGGAUCUUCAUGGCAGCUCGGCAUCAGCUGAAGCUCAUAGAACUGAAGGCUGUCCAUGGGGGGAAGUCCCACUCCACCCUGCAGAAGGAGGUCCAGGCGGCCAAGUCGCUGGCCAUCAUCGUGGGCCUGUUUGCCAUCUGUUGGCUGCCGCUGCACAUCAUCAACUGCUUCACCCUGUUCUGCCCUCAGUGUGCCCGCCCGCCCCUCUGGAUCAUAUACGUUGCCAUCAUCCUCUCUCACGGCAACUCAGUGGUCAACCCCUUCAUCUACGCAAACCGCAUCCAGGAGUUCCGCCACACCUUCAAGAGGGUCAUCCGCCGCCAUGUCCUGUUCCGCCGGGAUCUGUUUGACAGUGGUGGCAGCAGCCACACCUCCACCCACAACAGUAUCAGCGGCUCAGUAAGGGUUAAGGCCAAUGGCCUCCGCUUCGACCUCUUUACCGAGCACAACAGCAGCAGCUGUGAGAGCUCCCACCCCUGUCAUAGCCAUAUCAAACCUGCAGGCGGCGUUCUGAAGUCAGCGCCCAUUCACAACCACCCUCUUACCGUGAUUAGCUCCCACAAUGACAGGGAAAGCCCCCCUGUGCCACAGCCUCUCAGACAGACACAUACACACCCGUUAUGUCAUCCCCUGCAGUAUGGGGACCAGCAGCAGCAGUCUCAGAAAGGUCCGGAGGUGGAAGAGGUAAAGGACAGGCAGGAUCUCUCCCCUGUCCAGGUCAAAACACUGUUCUAUAAACAUAAAACCUGCUUCACUGAGCUCACUGAGGUGUCCUAAUGGACACAGAAUGGGCAUUAGACAGCUACAAAGGAUCCUUAUCACCUGGCCUUUGGUGUGAAAUUACUGCUGAUGUGUACAUUUUGAGUCAGCUCAGAGUAUAUUACUGGGCAGUCAGGCUCACAAUCUGAGGAUCAGAGUUUGUUUGUAUCCAGAUGGUCUAAUUCCACAUACUUGGAGGCAUUCUAUCGCCAGGGAUUGUAACCGUUGGUCCUGAAUGAGCACGAAACGAGGACCUACACAAAGGCAGGCAUGCAAAGCCUACUGUACAUUCACAAUGCGGAAGAGAACAACUUAUUUUGGGGGCAUGAACAAUUCUAUUUAAAUUUGCAAACAAAAAUCAUUUUAGUUAUUUAUGGAAGAAAUGUUAAUGUGACUCGAAUGGUUAAAUGUGAUUCUGUUUACGAUGUUUAUUCUCUUGCUCUGUGACGUGUCUGGUGCUUAAAUCGGAAUCCUCACAAUUGACGUUUGUUCUACGAUAACUGGUGAGGUUUUAAUAAAUCACCUUUAUGAUGAA
This is a messenger RNA of Oncorhynchus masou masou (cherry salmon), 2485 nucleotides long. RefSeq names its product adenosine receptor A2b-like. The record is from RefSeq and is a predicted model, not a curated record. The coding region runs from base 610 to 1968 and encodes 452 amino acids. Gene Ontology annotation, biological process: G protein-coupled adenosine receptor signaling pathway; adenylate cyclase-activating G protein-coupled receptor signaling pathway. Gene Ontology annotation, cellular component: plasma membrane. The transcript is spliced from 4 exons. NCBI's taxonomy places the organism in Eukaryota, Metazoa, Chordata, Actinopteri, Salmoniformes, Salmonidae. Gene Ontology annotation, molecular function: G protein-coupled adenosine receptor activity.